AUGGUGGACGAGGAGCCAGUAAGCGGAAGGCGAAGGUCAAGGGGACCGGAGGCCACCGCUCGCAGUGAAGCGUUGGAGCGUCUAAAGGCUCGCCUCCAAGGCGGUCGUCGAUCCGACGGCACUGGGCCCCAAAUCAGGUUAGAAAACCCUAUCUACGACACUGUCCCUGAGGAUGAGUACAACGCCCUCGUCGCUAAACGCCGUGAACAGGCGCGCUCCUUCAUCGUCGACGAUGAAGGAAUCGGAUACGGCGAUGAGGGCGAGGAAGAGGACUGGUCUCAAGCUGGAUUCACUCUCUCCUCCGAUAAAUCCGAAGGCGAAUCGGAGAGACCGAAGCGGAAGAAGGUCGAGAAGAAGGAUCCCCAGCCAAAACGUCCUUCUUCGUCGCUCUCCGCCGCUGCAGCCAUGAUGGGAGGGCAGAGGCUGUCUUCCAUGUUCACUUCUUCCGUUUUCAAGAAGAGCAGAGACGACAAAGCCUGCGAGAGCAUCGUCGACGAUGUUAUCGCUGAAUUCGCUCCGGACGAGACCGAUAGACUGAGGCGCAGAAGAGCGCAAGGGAAUUCCUCUUCGUCUUCCAUUUCCGUUGCAAACAAUACUUUGCGUGUUAACAACACAUAUAAGGAUAAGCCUUCUGCUGAUAUGAUGGGAGGUUUUUCUUCAUUGUCGGAAAAUGGUGACGCGGAGUCUGUUAAGGUAAUUGUUGAUAGCGAUGGUUUUGAGUCGGGGUUUGAGCAAAAGAGCGAGGUGGUUAGUCAAAUCGAAGAUUUCGGGCGUGGAAGUUCUGAAAAUGGACUGGCACCGAUGGUGGAAGCUGAUGAUUGUAAAAUUAUUGAAGGCAUGGUUGAGGAGAAAGAGGUGAAGAGUUUUGAAAUUGAAGUCAAAGCAGGUGCGAAAAAGGAGGUGUUCACUUUGAACGCGAAGGUUAAAGAGGAGGAGGAUCCUGCAUUGUUUGCGACUGCUGGUUGGAAGGAAGCAAUGCGCGAUGCUGGUGGCGUCGAUGUUGCUGUUUCGAAGGAUGCUUUGCAUAACCAACAACACUCAGAGUUUGACCUGGAGGAAGAUGGAUCACUGCCUUUCUAUAUAUUAGAUGCCUACGAGGAGUUUUAUGGGGAAAAUAGGGGCACCCUUUAUCUGUUUGGGAAGGUUAAAACAGGGGAUUUGUAUCAGAGUUGCUGUGUUAUUGUGAAGAACAUGCAAAGGUGCGUCUAUGCAGUUCCUAGCCGACCUUUGCAUCGGACUGAAGAGAUGACUAGUCUUGAAAGAGAUGCCCAGGAGUCUCGAAUUUCUUCUGCAGAUUUAUUUAAAAAGUUGCAAGAUGCAGUGUCUGAUGUGAAGAACGAGAUAGCACAGCAUUUGGUGAAUUUGGAUGUUUCUAACUUCAGCAUGGCACCUGUUAAGAGGAAAUAUGCAUUUGAACGAUUUGAAAUUCCUGCAGGUGAAAAUUAUGUCGUAAAAAUCAAUUAUUCAUUCAAGGAUCCUGUACUUCCAGUAGAUCUCAAAGGAGAAAGUUUCUGUGCUCUCUUAGGAACUGGUUGCAGUGCGCUCGAGCUUUUUCUGAUUAAACGGAAGAUAAAGGGGCCUUCAUGGCUACAGGUUUCUAAGUUUUCUAUGAGCUCAUCUUCCCGAAGGGUUAGCUGGUGCAAAUUUGAAGUGACCGUUGACUCACCUAAACACAUAAGAACUUCAGCUCCUUCAAAAAUCACUUCUAAGAUUCCUCCGGUGGUUGUUGCAGCGAUAAACUUAAAAACCAUCAUAAAUGAAAAACAGAACAUAAAUGAGAUUGUAUCAGCAUCAGUUGUCUGUUGCAACAUGGUUAAGGUUGUUUUUGGGUCCUUUUUUAGUGUUUGCUUACCAUCACUUUGGGUUUCUUAUGCAUUGAAUGUUCAAAUAACUGUCCCCGAGUAUCUGGUCCUAUCAAUUGAUACCCCUAUGAUGGCUUCAGAGUGGAGGAGACCGGGAAGAUUGACCCAUUUUACUGUUGUUCGUAAACUAGACGGGAGUAUAUUCCCUAUGGGAUUCAACAAGGAGGUUACAGACAGAAACAUAAAAUCUGGUUCAAAUAUUCUCUGUGCUGAAAGCAGUGAAAGAGCUUUGUUGAACCGCUUGAUGUUAGAAUUACACAAGUUGGAUAGUGAUGUUCUUGUUGGACAUAAUAUUUCUGGAUUUGACUUGGAUGUUCUUCUCCACAGAUCCCAGGCUUGCAAAGUAGCAAGCAGCAUGUGGUCUAAGCUAGGUCGACUCAACCGAUCGACAAUGCCUAAACUUGGACGAAGAAGCAAGGUUUUUGGUUCUGGAGCAGAUCCUGGUAUCAUGUCUUGCAUUGCUGGCCGGCUUCUUUGUGAUACAUACACAUGUUCCCGUGACCUAUUAAAGGAGGUUAGUUAUUCUUUAACUCACCUUGCAAAAUCACACCUGAACAAGUUUAGAAAGGAAGUUGCUCCACAUGAAGUUCCAAAAAUGUUCCAAUCAGCAGAAUCCCUAAUGGAGCUUAUUGAAUAUGGUGAAACAGACGCAUGGUUGUCUAUGGAACUCAUGUUUUAUUUAAGUAUUCUUCCGCUGACACGUCAGCUUACUAAUAUAAGUGGUAAUCUGUGGGGGAAAACUCUUCAGGGUGCUCGAGCACAGAGAGUUGAGUAUCUUUUGCUGCAUACAUUCCAUGCAAUGAAAUAUAUGGUGCCAGACAAGUUCUCAAACUAUGCAAAAGAAACAAAAUUGACGAAACGUAGAGUAACUAAUGAUGUUGAGGAUAGCAAUUAUGAUGUAGAUAUUGACGAUGCAAACUAUGACAAUGAUGCUUCCGAAGCAGAUAAUAAGAAAAGCAAAAAGGGUCCUUCAUAUGCUGGGGGACUGGUUUUGGAGCCAAAGAAGGGUCUAUAUGACAAAUAUAUAUUGCUUCUGGAUUUCAACAGUCUUUAUCCUUCUAUUAUUCAGGAGUACAAUAUCUGCUUCACAACUGUUGAAAGAUCUAUGGACGGAUCUUUUCCACGUCUACCAUCUAGUAAAACAACUGGAGUCUUGCCCGAGGUGCUAAAAAAUCUGGUCGAUCGGAGGAAAAAGGUAAAGUCAUGGAUAAAGAAUGAAAAAAAGAAGAAUGACAAAGCUGAUCCUAUUAGAGUUCAGCAACUGGAUAUUCAGCAGCAAGCACUGAAGCUUACUGCAAACAGUAUGUAUGGGUGCCUGGGAUUUUCCAAUUCAAGAUUUUAUGCUAAGCCAUUGGCUGAGCUCAUUACUCUACAAGGAAGAGAGAUACUGCAGAGUACUGUUGAUUUAGUCCAGAAUACCUUGAAUUUAGAGGUUAUCUCUAGUACUUUUCAUCUUGGAGUGAUCUAUGGCGAUACUGAUUCAAUAAUGAUUUACAGUGGGCUAGAUGAUAUUGAGGAAGCUAAUAAAAUUGCGCUAAGAGUUAUUCAAGAGGUCAACAAGAAAUAUACAUGUUUGGAAAUUGAUCUUGAUGGUUUAUAUAAAAGGAUGCUGCUUCUCAAGAAAAAGAAGUAUGCAGCUGUAAAGUUGUUGUUUAAAGAUGGCACCCCAUAUGAGGUUAUUGAACGUAAAGGUCUUGACAUCGUUCGUCGAGAUUGGAGUGUAUUAGCUAAAGAAUUAGGAGAUUUUUGCUUGACUCAAAUUUUGUCAGGAGGGUCAUGUGAAGAUGUAGUGGAGUCAAUCCACAAUUCUCUCAUGAAGAUACAAGAAGAAAUGAGGAAUGGAAAUGUACCACUAGAAAAAUAUGUCAUUACAAAGACAUUGACUAAACCUCCUGAAGCUUAUCCUGAUGCCAAGAACCAGCCACAUGUUCUUGUGGCACAAAGAUUGAAGCAACAAGGUUACUCUUCUGGCUGCUCUGUUGGUGAUACAAUCCCUUACAUAAUUUGCUAUGAGCAGGGCGGUAAUUCAGGCAGUGGUGGUGGCAUUGCUCAACGUGCUAGACAUCCUGAUGAACUUAAACGAGAACAAGGGACAUGGCUGAUUGACAUUGAUUACUAUUUAUCUCAACAGAUCCAUCCCAUAGUAUCACGUCUUUGUGCAUCAAUUCAGGGCACAAGCCCAGAAAGACUGGCUGAUUGCUUAGGGCUCGACUCGUCCAAGUUUCAUCAUAAAUCAAGUGAAGCUUUAAAUGAUGAUUCUAGAAGUUCACUCUUGUGUGUUGCUGAUGAUGAGGAGAGGUAUCGGGGAUGUGAGCCGUUGGUCUUGUCAUGCCCCAGCUGCUCUGGUACAUUUGACUGCCCACCCGUCUUUAAAUCUAUUUGCUGUUUGUUGGGAAGUGAAAGGCCAACCAACGUACCCCCGGAGGAUUCUGACUACAAUUUCUGGCGUAAGUUGUGCUGUCCAAAAUGCCCAGAAGAUGUUAAAAUUUCUCCUGCGAUGAUAGCUAAUCAGGUCAAAAGGCAAGCAGAGAUGUUUGUUUUAAUGUACUAUAGAGGCUUACUGAUGUGUGAUGAUGAAACGUGUAAGCAUACAACGCGAAGUAUCAGCCUUAGGUUGGUUGGUGAUUCUGAGAGAGGAACUGUUUGUCCAAAUUAUCCUCGCUGCAACGGCCGUCUGCUUAGAAAGUAUACUGAAGCAGACUUGUACAAGCAGCUCUCGUAUUUUUGCCAUGUGUUUGACGCUGUUUCUUGUAUAGAAAAGAUGGAGGCCAAAUCUAGGAUAACGAUAGAGAAAGAGGUGGUCAAAAUUAGGCCGAUGAUUGAUCCAGCAGCUUCAACAGCACAAAAGAUCAGGGACCGUUGUGCCUUUGGGUGGGUGAGACUGGAGGAUCUAGUCAUUACAGUUUAA
Molecule: messenger RNA, 4770 nt
Organism: Sphenostylis stenocarpa
Lineage: Eukaryota; Viridiplantae; Streptophyta; Magnoliopsida; Fabales; Fabaceae
Source: the annotation of a GenBank genome assembly